Durusdinium trenchii is the source of this 1241-nucleotide messenger RNA. The record is from the annotation of a GenBank genome assembly. NCBI's taxonomy places the organism in Eukaryota, Dinophyceae, Suessiales, Symbiodiniaceae.
UCCUUGUUUUCGCAAAAACCUUUCACCAUGUGACCCAACGCUGCCACCCAUGGCGAUGCGUGCUUCCGCGGUUGGCUUCAUCGACGAUGAGGACCCUCGAACUCUUCGAGAAAGAGAAGGAGCCAGACAGGAGAGGACGGCAUUCUAUACCUUCCUAUGCGGUCUCUCUGCGCGGCUGGCCGUCCUGGUGGCGCAUGGCUUGACCUUCAUCGCUCUUUUUGUUUCACUGCAGGAGAUUUCAACUCAAGAGGCAAACUGGUGGUUGAUUUUUCUUCCAAUAUGGAUUGGAUAUGGGGCCAGUGUGCUGUUGCUGAUCUUGUCCUGGUGUGCUUCUUGCCAGUAUAUCAAGCUCUGCCUUUCAGAGCGCGUCGUACGCAUCAACGACAACCCCAGCAUCCUAACCGAGGUGCUACCACAAAUCGUCACAACCAUUCCCGGGCUUCUCUUUCUGAUCCUGGCAUUUUACACUGAGUUUGACCUUUGUCGGUAUCUGGCGACGUCCCAAGCAGGCGAGGCCAGUUCUUUGACCAGCUGCACGGUGCUGUCUGUGCUCGUUUCACUGCUGUCAAUUUGCCAGGGCACCCUCUUCAAGGACAAUUCCACGCUUUGGAUCUCUCUAGGUGCCGGGCUUUUGGUGUCAUCAAUUUGCUUUGCCAUCACCGGAGGAAACUCAGCUCAGGCGUUGACCAUUAGCCCUUUCAUCCUUGCUGUGGCCGCUCUGCUGUGCGCCUCGGUGUACCGGCUGAGACGAUAUGCUGCAGUGCUGCGCAAAGAGGAGCAGACCUUGCAGCAGGUUGAGGUGGGCUUGCUGGGGAUUCUGUUACUGUCCUUAGCUUCGGUGGCCUACAAAGCGUCAUUGGAGAAACUCACUGAGGCAGGAGUUGAAGGAUGCUUGGCGGGUGUAUGCCUUUGCUUGCUGGCCUUGCCCCGUGCCCAGCUAUGUCUUCGGGAGGCCAAAGAGGGACCUUUGGAAGAUCGGAUGAAGUGGGGCCAGGUUGAUCCGGCGAUGGACAACGAUUCUGAGGUCUAACAAAGAAGCGUUUUGCAGCUCAUGUCUCUUCGUGUUUGGAGAAGAGCUCCGAACAGUGGGACAACAACCUGGGUUGGUCUCAGACACUCGAUGCUUCUAAAAUACACGGUCAAUCCGGACAUGUUCUCGAAGAAACCACCGACUGGUUCUUCAAAGUGACCCAGUGAUCCUUUGAGAUCCCAGAUUGAGGCCACUUAAGCCUCUAAAUGAC